Messenger RNA from Trypanosoma grayi, 1422 nucleotides. RefSeq lists its product as hypothetical. The record is from RefSeq and is a predicted model, not a curated record. NCBI's taxonomy places the organism in Eukaryota, Euglenozoa, Kinetoplastea, Trypanosomatida, Trypanosomatidae. The transcript has a single exon. The annotation marks the transcript as partial.
AUGAUGCCGGUGAUUUUGCGCCACGUACUGAGCGUUAUGGUCAUCACGCUGUGCUGCGCAUGUGUCUGUGUGGCGGCUGAUGCCACGUGGACACCUCAGCGUCUCCUUAAUACUGUGAAGGAUUCAGCGAACCGAGCUAAAAGAGAGACCGAAGAAGUGAAGCGAACAUCCAUGUCUGCCGAAAGCUGGGCGGCGCAGGCGAGGAAGGGAGUGAGUAAUGCACACAGUACAGUUGUCCUUCUAGGAACGGCUGUGAAUAGUGCUCCUAAAAAGGAGAAUGUGGACCACGUAAAACGUCUGGCGAGCAGCGCAGUAGGUCUAGUACGCUCUGCGGAUUACACUCUGUCCACCGCAAGUUUUCAUUCGUCGUUUGCAGUGUCGGCAGUGAAGCGUACACAAACUUGUGUCGAGUCCUUGCAAAGUGCGUGGAGGAAGUUGACAGUGAAGGUUGGGCUGGAAGAAUCUGAACUUGUGAAGCAGGCGUCGAAGAAGGUGGAGGACGCCGUGCUGUUGUUAGCAGUGGCUGAAAACCGGUCCGUGGAAGCACUCCUUGCUAUUCGUUCGGUGGCAGAGUACACUGGCAAGGCGAGCCCGAGCGUCACAACGGCACAACAACGCGCCCAGAACUUAAAGGUAACCCAAGAACCUAAGAUUCUGGAUGAGGAGUUACGGAAAGCUGCCAACGAGGCAGAGCAGACGCUGAAGCAGGCGUCGGACGCGGCUGAGAUUGCCGUUAUCAAGGCUAGUGAUGCCUCUACGGAAGAAUACAGUGCUUCAAAGGUUGCUGCGUUCAUGGAUGAAUUUCUCGCGAAGGCACUAAGUGCUGUUGAAGAGAAAGUCAAGACCUAUCCAACACCACCGGAGGAUCGCUCCCCUCCACAGCCGCCACCAGGAGAAACGAAGCAAGAGUCACACGGCAAUAAUCCCCAGGAGAAACAGCACACCGAUGCUCUCACUCCCAGUCAGCUCUCUGGGCAGCAGCCCUCCAGCACCUCUGUAGGUACUGAGUCACUGCCAGACACUUCUAAAAAGGAGUUGAAUGAAAACUCUGCGAUGACAGUGAGCAGUACCUCCCGAAGUGGCACGGGUACGACGGACAUCUCCACUGGCAGCGCGCAGAAUCGCUACGCCACAGACAGCAGUGAAGAAGCUGACGUUUCUGGUACGAAUACCCCUGACAUCAAUCGACCUGCAGUUGAUAUUACGGCCCCCGACACAAACCAGUCUCCAUCAGUACCAUCGGAGGAGAAGACAGCCGCAGAAUCCCUGGAGAACGCUGCUUCUCAAGCUGCUGAUGCGCCACUGACACCUCCCAAGAGCAAUGCAAACAACGUACUGCGGGAUAUUUUAACUGGAGACAGCAGCGUCAGUCCUUCGUGGGUGCGUACACCGUUGUUGCUGGUGGUGAUUGGUGUGCUGGGC